AUGGCAUCUGGGAUUGUCAGAGCAUUGGUUGUGAGGAAAUAUUUGGAACCAAAGAAUUGCAGGGCCGUAUCUGGCACCGGUAGGAGGACACCUGUACAGAAAGAAAGGAAGAAGGUGAGAGCUCCCUUCUAUGAUAAAAAUGGGUUAAAGAAAGGUGAAUGGAGUCCCGAGGAAGAUCAUAAACUAAGGUCUUUUAUCGAGAGAUAUGGCCAUAGUAACUGGCGUCAACUUCCUAAGCUUUUGGGGUUAUUUGUUUUAGGUCUUAAAAGGUGUGGGAAGAGUUGUAGAUUAAGAUGGAUGAAUUACCUACGUCCUGAAGUAAAACACGGGAAUUUUACUGAAGAAGAAGGUGCAUUGAUCAUCAAAUUACAUGAACAAUUUGGAAACAGAUGGUCCACCAUCGCUAAAAGCUUGCCUGGAAGAUCGGACAACGAAAUAAAAAACCACAGGCACAGAUCGCUUAAAGGAAGAAAAAAAGGGAACCUGACAACAUCUGAUGCCAAAGAAGACUCUACUUGUCCAAGUGAAACCACCCAGAAUUCUCAAGGUGAAGCUAAAAGCAUCCUUACUGAUACUCCGGCCAUCAUGAUCUUAGAGAGUUCACUUCUGUCUCCAGCAACAUCUUCAAUUACUGAACUGUCCUCCUUUAGUUCGGACAGAGGUUAUAUGUCCGGAUUUAAUGUUGUUAGGGGUGUAGAAGAUACCUGUUUUCCUUCAGAAAUAUACGAAGCUCAAAGCAGUGGACAUUUCUGGAGUCAGCCCUUUGUUGCAGACAAUAUCUACAACCAAGAUGGCUAUCCAUCAGCCAUGGAAAAAUGCGGAAUUGAGCUGCUAUUUCCUUUUGACGACAUGUAUUAUGAGGAUUUUGUGUAUUUUCUCUAA
Messenger RNA from Hibiscus syriacus, 882 nucleotides. RefSeq names its product transcription factor MYB14-like. Bases 1 to 882 code for a protein of 293 amino acids. Lineage: Eukaryota; Viridiplantae; Streptophyta; Magnoliopsida; Malvales; Malvaceae. The record is from RefSeq and is a predicted model, not a curated record. The transcript is spliced from 7 exons.